CAGGUGAUCUGCACCGAUACCCAGUGCUACAGGCAUGGCUGUCUCAGUGCUGCGGCUGACAAUUGUCCUAGGACUACUUGUCUUCAUCCUGACUUGCCAGGCUGAUGACAAACCAGAUGACAAGCCAGAUGACUCAGACAAAAACCCACAGCCAGAAUUCCCAAAAUUCCUCAACCUCUUGGGCACAGAGAUCAUUGAGAAUGCAGUGGAGUUCAUCCUCCGCUCCAUGACUAGAAGCACAGGAUUUAUGGAAUUUGAUGAUAAACGAGGAGAGCAUUCAGCAAAGUGACUUCCCCAGGACACACCCACACGGCUCCAGUAUAACCCAAGGGCAGCCAAUCCUGCUUUUCCAGUUCUGCUUCCUGAGUCCUCCCGAACAGAGGCCCCAAAAGCAGCUCCAAGCAAGUUCUCAGGAUUCAGGACCUGGUUCAACCAAACACAUCUUAUUUUGAACAUCCUGACUUUGCAUUCUUGCCUCUAGAAGUUAGAAUGAAUGUGUCUGCUUAGGGGUCCCAUAUUCUACAUAACUGAGAAGAUUUUUAUUGGCAGUAGUAGUAAUUUUCCUGGGCAUAUUUAAAGUUUUUAAUGAUGCCAAAAAAUAUACAAAAGUUAUUAUUAGGCAGAAAAACCAAAGAAUGGUUCAAAAUAAGGAAGCUAAAGCCCAGAUAAAGUAACAAGUCGAAAGUCACAGAUUUAGGAAAUGACAGGAAGGGAAUCUGACUUGACUCCAAAGAACAAACUCUUAACCCAUAAAAAUGUAUGAAGUUUGAGAGUUAAAAGCUUCAUACAUUCUUUUUGGAAAGUCUUUCAAAUACAUCUGAGCUCCCUCUCCUGGGCUGGGUAAACUAAAAACCAACCAUUUUUCAAAUUAAUAAGCUUAUUACUGUUCCAGACAGUCUUCAUUAUUCUUACAGAAUAGCAGAAGGUUGGGGAUGGGAGAGUCCUGGAAAAGUCUCUUGCGAGCUCUUACAUUUGCUCUGCCACCCCAUUACAUAGAGGUGGGGGCCCGGUAGCUACUGCUAUGGUACUUGCCAGCUUGGUCACAGAGGAUCGGACCCCUGUAUAACCUGACCCAACUGAGCCAGAAAGAUAUCCCUAGAAUUAUUUAUGUGGUCAGUAAGGCCAGACUGAAAUCAUGGAGCAUGACGACAAUUAUGGCAGCGCUCUGGAAUAAAGGAUCUCUGUACUUCUGCUA
Molecule: messenger RNA, 1195 nt
Organism: Ailuropoda melanoleuca (giant panda)
Lineage: Eukaryota; Metazoa; Chordata; Mammalia; Carnivora; Ursidae
Gene: C3H5orf46
Product: chromosome 3 C5orf46 homolog
Exons: 4
Coding region: 35-289 (84 amino acids)
Source: RefSeq, a predicted model, not a curated record